Pongo pygmaeus (Bornean orangutan) is the source of this 933-nucleotide messenger RNA. Its product is annotated as olfactory receptor 6C68-like. Gene Ontology annotation, cellular component: membrane. Gene Ontology annotation, biological process: G protein-coupled receptor signaling pathway. Gene Ontology annotation, molecular function: olfactory receptor activity; G protein-coupled receptor activity. The record is from RefSeq and is a predicted model, not a curated record. Lineage: Eukaryota; Metazoa; Chordata; Mammalia; Primates; Hominidae.
AUGAGAAACCACACAGCAAUAACAACAUUCAUCCUUCUGGGAUUGACAGAAGAUCCUCAGCUGCAGGUUCUGCUUUUCAUGUUUCUAUUUAUCACCUACAUGUUGAGUGUAACAGGGAACCUGACCAUCAUCGCUCUCACCAUGUUGGAUCCCCACCUGAAAACAUCCAUGUACUUUUUUCUCCAAAAUUUAUCUUUCUUAGAAAUCUCAUUUACAACUACCUGUGUUCCAAGAUUCUUAUACAGUAUCUCAACUGGGAACAAAAUAAUAACAUAUAAUGCAUGUGUCAUUCAGCUAUUUUUUGCAGACCUCUUUGGGGUAACUGAAUUUUUUCUUUUGGCUACCAUGUCAUAUGAUCACUAUGUGGCCAUCUGCAAACCUUUGCAUGAUAUGGCAAUCAUGAGCAACAAAGUGUGCAAAACAAUGGUUAUUUGUUGUUGGAUGGCAGCACUUAUGAUUACCCUCCCACCACUUAGCUUAGGUUUUCAUCUAGAAUUCUGUGCCUCUAAUGUCAUCAAUCAUUUUGGCUGUAAUGCAUUGCCUAUUCUGAAAAUAUCAUGCUCAGACACAUCAUUAAUUGAGCAGAUGGUUGUAGCUUCUGCUGUAUUAACCUUUAUUAUCACUCUUGUAUGUGUAGUUCUCUCCUACAGAUAUAUCAUAAGAACAAUUCUAAAAUUCCCUUCUGUUCAACAGAAGAAAAAAGCCUUUUCUACCUGUUCUUCACAUAUUACUGUGGUUUCCAUCACUUACGGCAGCUGCAUCUUCAUCUAUACCAAGCCAUCUGCAAAAGAAGAGGUAAACAUUAAUAAAGGUGUGUCGGUGCUUAUUUCAUCCAUAUCACCUAUGUUGAAUCCUUUCAUAUAUUCUCUUAGGAAUAAAAAGUUAGCCUUUCAUGACUCACUCAAAAAAAUUGCAUUUCUCUUAAAAAAGUAA